AUGAUAGGUCAGCUAUUAAAUGUUGCAAAGAAAAGUUUUACUUAUAUAAUUGGUAAACGUGGAGAUUUGGUUUGUGUGAAAGAUAUACAUAAGAACAGAAUAAAAAAUGAAAUAGAACAGCUUAGAUCUAAUCAAUGCCCUCUAAGUAAUUGUGAAAUUAUUGGAUAUAAUGGGCAAGGAUCAUUAAAUUGUCAUUAUCAUGUACAUAAAGUAAUAAUGGAUGAUGCACAAAAUACAUCUAUACGUAAUCACUGGAUAUUAAUUGAUAUAUCAAUAGUAUUAGAAAAAGUGGAGAAAUUUCAAGAUAAUAGGGUUAAUGUAGAGAUUUUAUUAUAUAAAGAUUUUCCUUUUAGCCCUCCUGAUAUAAUUUUUCCGAAAACAUUUUGUUUUCCAAGUUUAAGUGAUGGUAGAAGUUACAUAUCUGAUAUAUUACAUUAUGAAUGGUCUCCUAGUAUUACUUUAUUAUCAUUAAUUAAUAAGAUUCAGGAUUUUUUAUUAGAUUACCAUUCAUAUACUGAAUGUAUUGGAUAUAGUGAUAUAUAUAUUGGUAGUUAUAGAAGUGUUUUAUGUUUUAAUUAUCAAUGCACAGAUUCAGUUAUAUAUCCAAUUUAUGGUUUCCAAUUAGACAUAAAUCCUGAAACUUAUAAGAACUGUAUAUCUAGAAAGAUUCAGAAACUUAAUAUUAAUAUUUGUAAAAAAUCAACUUUGAGAAUAACUGAUAGAUUAUAUAAUUCUUUUCUACCAAUACCAUUAAAUAAAUAUGGUAUUACAAGACAAUCAUCUACAUGGCGAUUAGAUGAAUCAAGUUUAAUUGUAGACUUAGUAUUUAGUAGAACAAACAUAAUGAUAUGUGAUUCUACAUUAACAAUUGUAGAAUCAGGUAUUAAUAAUAUUACUAAUAGUUCUACAAGUUCUUAUUCAGAGUCUACAUCUCUGCAAGGUUCUAUAAUACUUUGGAUGUAUAUAUCGGCUAUAACACAUAUAAUAGAUCACACUGGAAAAUUACUUUGGGGAUAUCAUGGUACAGUACCACAAUUGAUAAACGAUAAAAUUAGUAGUUCAUUAUUAGAAGGUUGUUGUAUACUAGUAAUAAGUUAUGAUCCAAGUUUUGAUAAAUCUGCAAUUACACUUUUUAAAUCUAAUGAAAUUAUUCAAAUUCCUAAGAUGAAUACAAAUCCUACUAUUUUACAAUUGAAGUUCCAUAAUAAUAAGAGUGAACAUGAACAAAAUUGUUGUUUAUCCUUUAUGAAUGCAAUUAUAACUAAGAUAUCUAAGCUUGGGAAUAAUUUCCCAAAUAUUUAUAAUUCAAAUUGGGAUACAGAUUUUCAAAUUGAAUACUUAACAAAUCUCGUUAAAACAUAUGAAUCAUGUAUAUUAGAUAGUAAUAUCAUAGAUAAGAAUUCAAGCCAUAUGUUACCAUGUAUUAUAUAUAGAUGGCUGGUAUUAAGUUCAAAGUUAGUUGAAAUUUUGGCCCAUUUAGAAGAAGAUCAAGAUAAUAAUAAAAAUGAAAUAGAGGAAUUAGUUACACAAGAACAUGAAGAUAAUAGGAAAACAAUUGAAUUAUUGAAAUCUCAACAAUUAGUAAGUAGAAUGCAACAAAUUCUAGUAAAUCCAAUUGUAAAGAAUAUACUAAAUAAAGUUUCUAAAAAUAAUGUCACUGUAAUAGAUAAAUGUAGCCAAGAAGAUAUGAGAUAUGAUCAAAAAAGUGAAGAUGAUAUUAAGCAUAUAGAUGAUGGGAUAAAUAUAAAAUAUUCAGAUGAAUAUAAAGAUAAUGAAGAUAUUAAAGAUAACGAUGAUAUUAAAAAUAACAAGGAUAUUAAAGAUAAUAACGAUAUUAAAGAUAACGAUAAAUUUGAUAAUUAUACCUUAAAUAAUUCAAUAUAUAGUGAAAAUUUUACUGAUAAACAAUUAAAUAUAAUCGAUAAUCAAUUAAAUGCAAUUGAUAGAGAUCAUUCUGAAGAUUCUUAUUCAACAUAA
Molecule: messenger RNA, 1977 nt
Organism: Cryptosporidium muris RN66
Lineage: Eukaryota; Apicomplexa; Conoidasida; Eucoccidiorida; Cryptosporidiidae
Exons: 1
Coding region: 1-1977 (658 amino acids)
Source: RefSeq, a predicted model, not a curated record